AUGCUGGACCCCGAGGACUGUGGAGUGACAAUGAUGUCCACUCAUAAGAUUUCCUUUUCAAUAAUUGAUAUAUUGGAUCCUAACAAGUUCAACAGCGGAAGGGGGACCGAACUUUCCAAGGAGAAGUUUCCCGGAGCAAAUGCAGAGGAAGCAAGUUUGGAGUCGGACAGCGCUGCGAGGGGAGACUUCACGGAAGCAGGGGAAGAGACCAGAUAUGCGCAUCCAUCCUGCAGGCAUCACUCAGACAUUGCAGACCCCCUCCACUCCUCCCCGGCGGACACAGACCCCGGUCUCCCCGGAGAUCAGGACCAGGACGACGGAGAGCCAGCGGUCAGCCCGCAGGCCCCAUCCGCGCACAAGCGUCGGCGCACGGACCAGGCCUGCGCCAAACCGCGGCGCGCCAGGACAGCGUUCACAUACGAGCAGCUGGUGGCUCUGGAGAACAAGUUCCGCGCCACUCGGUACCUGUCCGUGUGCGAGAGACUCAACCUGGCCCUGUCCCUGAGCCUGACCGAGACCCAGGUGAAAAUCUGGUUCCAGAACAGGAGGACGAAGUGGAAAAAGCAGAACCCCGGGGCGGACAGCACCUUGCAGCCCGGCUCCAACUCCCUCGUCAGUCCGAACCCGGCCUCCUGUGGCUCGAGCUCCGCCAGCUUCCACCAGACUUUCCCGAACUUCAGCUCCGGGAAUGUGAUCUUCCACACGGCCGGUGCUGUUCCGCUUGCAUCCACCGGGGGGCUCCUGCAUCCCUUCAUGUCCAGUGGAUUCCUGCAGCCCACGUACUUUAGCCCGCAUCUAUGA
Messenger RNA from Platichthys flesus (European flounder), 801 nucleotides. RefSeq names its product NK1 transcription factor related 2-like,a (gene nkx1-2a). NCBI's taxonomy places the organism in Eukaryota, Metazoa, Chordata, Actinopteri, Pleuronectiformes, Pleuronectidae. Gene Ontology annotation, cellular component: nucleus. The record is from RefSeq and is a predicted model, not a curated record. Gene Ontology annotation, molecular function: RNA polymerase II cis-regulatory region sequence-specific DNA binding; DNA-binding transcription factor activity, RNA polymerase II-specific. The transcript has 2 exons. The coding region runs from base 1 to 801 and encodes 266 amino acids. Gene Ontology annotation, biological process: cell differentiation; regulation of transcription by RNA polymerase II.